This is a messenger RNA of Ilex paraguariensis (yerba mate), 982 nucleotides long. Lineage: Eukaryota; Viridiplantae; Streptophyta; Magnoliopsida; Aquifoliales; Aquifoliaceae. The record is from the annotation of a GenBank genome assembly.
AUGGGUCUGAUUGAGGAAGAAGAAGCGGUUUCUGAUUUUGAUAUGCCCGGUACAGAAACGGCGUCGGAAGAAGAAGCGGUUUCUGAUUUUGAUAUGCCCGGUACAGAAACGGCGUCGAGGAGUCGGACCCGACCCAUCAGAGAGGUCGUGGGUUUGGAUAUAUCUCUGGCAUCCUGGCCCGGAUCGUUGUAUCUGAAACGGCCCACAGGAGAUCCCAAAGGUCUUUCUCUCUCGAAACCAUUUCAACUAACAGAGUUCCCGAUUGAAUCGAACAAGAUGGAGAAUUCAAGCAUCGUGUCAUACGAGACGCUGGAUGGCUUGGUGAAAUGGUUGGGCACGAGCGUGGCCUCUGCAUUCUUCGCUUCACUCGAACGUUUCUCGUGCGUCAACGUAACAACCUCCGACACCGACGACGAGGACGAUGAAGAGGCCAAAGUUCGCCCUCUCAUGCUCACCAAUCUUCAAGCGCCAAUCGAUAGCCCCACAACUGCGAACUAUCCUACCUCCGUCGAUAACCUCCCUGUCUGAUUCUUCGAUCAGAGGUGUCAAAGUGGAAUGAGGCAGUAGGUAUGUGGAUAUUUGUGACGGACUUCAUUGAACAAUACCGACGUUAGAACUUUGAGUAAGUUUUUAAAAUAUAUCUGAUGUUGAUUGACUAACCAUAUAAUAAUAGUUGGGGCCUUCUGGCCAUAAACUUGUAACAGUGUCAUCAUGAUUUACUGUUACGCAUUGCUGUAUCAAAUGUGGACACUUAAGGUUGUCUUACUGUACACAGUGUUAGAUAUGUGUCAGGGAUUGAACUUGUUUAAAGGUGAAAUGACAUUUACCAUCCCCUGAGAUCUCAAGGGAACAGUGAAUAGAAAGUGGUGUCUGGGACUUCCAUGACUUAUCGUGUGCUUGAUGAAUGAUUGAUCUUUGUACUGCUAGCUUUGUACUCCUGAAAAACAUAGCUGCCUUUUUCUUAGUGAACUUUCCUGAGGAG